AUGGCGCCCGCUGUCCCUCGCCUGCGGAUUCUUUCAGUUGGCGGUAAUGCCGUUUCGGCGUUUCUCUCCUGGCGUCUGCAAGCAACCAAUGCCUGCGACGUCACGCUCGUCUGGAAGUCUGGCUUUGAGAGCGUUGCCCAGUACGGCAUAUCCUUCAAAUCUGCGCUCUACGGCAACGAGCGCUUCAAGCCAUAUUCAGUCGUACGAACUCCCGAAGAUGCUGCACAUUCUUCUAAACAGCCGUUCGACUAUGUCCUGCUCUGCGUAAAAGCCCUACCCGACGUAUACGAUAUCGCGAACAUCAUCGAAUCUGUUGUCUCGCCCCAACACACGUGUAUCCUUAUGAACACAACAAACAGCCUUGGUGUGGAAUCGUAUCUGGAACAACGGUUCCCGACCAACGUAGUCUUAUCGCUGGUGUCUGGAGCAGAAAUUGCACAAAUUGGAGCCAGCGAAUUUGAGCACAAGGGCGCCACUGACAUCUGGGUCGGUCCUGCCAACAAGAACCCCUCGAUUCCGCCGCAGAUUCAGUCGGAUAUGGCCGAAGCCCUGGCUAUGACCCUGAGCUCAGGCCAGGUCGAUUGCAAAGUGUCGCCCAAUAUUCGCCAGCAGCAGUUUGAGCGCAUGAUUGGCGCCAUUGCUUUUCAUCCCACAAGCGUGCUCUUUGAGACCCCUAACCAUGCCGAGUUGCUCGAAAAAGUCGGCGUGCGUCCGCUCGUCACUGGCAUCAUCGACGAACUGCUUGCACUGGCCAAAGCACAGGGUUGCAAAUUCCCCUCUGAUUAUCGGGAAACCACGAUUCAGCAAAUGGUACAAACAGGUGGUACUAAUAGCACUAUGUACAUGGAUUUUGAGGCCAAGCGCCCCAUGGAGAUCGAGACCUACCUGGGCUCGCCUUUGAAACUUGCACAGGAGACCCAGGUCCCGGUUCCUCGUAUCGAGACACUGUACGCAACUCUCCAUCACAUCAACAUAGUGAACCGCACAAGACCCGUUGUAGCUCCGGUUCCUUCGCCCACCAAUGGAGACCAGCGUCUGCCACCUCCUAGACUUUCUUCUGCACCGUUGCCCCGAGGACCCCCAGGAGCCCUGAUGAAUGGCAACGGCCCGAUGAAAGGCGGCCCACGUCCUGGAAGUCGAGCUCCUUCUAUGACCGGCCCACCGCCUGUGAUGCGCAGGGGGCCUCCUUCUGGACCAGUCAACGGCUACCCGCCCAGGCAAAUGAACGGAAUGCCCAAUGGCCAACGACGACCCUCUUUCGAAGGUAACGACUUGGAAGAAUUCAGUCACUUGAUGCUUUACGACAACAUAGCUGAUGAGGGCGGUCCUGGUGCUGGGUACGAGAAUGGCCCAAACGGGCCUCCGUCCUCCAAUGACCUAGCGCUGCGCGAGAGGGAGCUUAUGUUGCGACAGAAAGAGCUGCAAUUGAGAGAACAGGAGAUGAACAUGCGUCGCGGCCCGCGUCGAGGCCCACCUCCACCUCCGUCUCACAUGGGUGGUUUCGAUGAGGAUGAGGACGAGGAUGACUACUUUGACACGAUGGCCUCUCGCGGACCUGGCCCAAUGAUCGACCCUGAUAACUUCGACAUGAUGAGCGUCACCUCAAAGCGAAACCGAAAGGUUCCUAGUGCGAGUCAAAUUCGGAAAAACCCUGAGAUGGCCGGUAUGGGCCCAGGGCCGCAGGGUGGAGGACGAUCUCGCAAUCCCUUCGCUCGCCCUGGCUUGAACAAGAACCGAACCAGCGCACGGAUGAUGGCUGAUGUUCCCGGCUUACACGACUCAAUCAUGAACAACCCGCUGAUGGGAUAUUCGUCGAACCGAUAUGGCGACGUUGACAGGGGCGCGAUGGGAGCUCAAUCACGCACAAACUCCCUGACGGCAGCCCGGCUCGACGAGCUCCAACAGGGCGGCAGCUAUGGUGCCUAUCCCCCGAUGAGCCGGCGUACAAGCCAGUCUCCUGGCAACCCACUCAGUCCUGGCCCGAGACCGAUGGGACGCCCUUCGCCCCCGAACGGCUAUGCCCCAAACGGGGUGCCAUCUAACGGAAUGCCACCAAACGGCCGUCCGUCGCCACCAGGUAUGAGACAACCAGUUCCCCGACACCCUCCCGGCCACGGCAACGCAGUAGCACCGCAACAAGUGGAGCAAUACGCUGGGGUGAGCCAAAACCUUUACCCGCCCAAGUCCCGUCCGCAAGUUCGCAGUCUGACAGGUUCUGCAAGCGCCAGCGCUGGGAGCGGUAGCACCCAACUAGAUUCGGAAAACUCUGCGCACAGCAGUCAGAGUAGCCUGGGCCCCCGCCCGCCACUCGGCGUCCGGUAA
Messenger RNA from Paraphaeosphaeria sporulosa, 2322 nucleotides. RefSeq lists its product as uncharacterized. The record is from RefSeq and is a predicted model, not a curated record. Gene Ontology annotation, cellular component: cytoplasm. The coding region runs from base 1 to 2322 and encodes 773 amino acids. The transcript has 5 exons. Lineage: Eukaryota; Fungi; Ascomycota; Dothideomycetes; Pleosporales; Didymosphaeriaceae. Gene Ontology annotation, molecular function: oxidoreductase activity.